Messenger RNA from Hydractinia symbiolongicarpus, 2058 nucleotides. Its product is annotated as ZZ-type zinc finger-containing protein 3-like. NCBI's taxonomy places the organism in Eukaryota, Metazoa, Cnidaria, Hydrozoa, Anthoathecata, Hydractiniidae. The transcript has 15 exons. The record is from RefSeq and is a predicted model, not a curated record. Gene Ontology annotation, molecular function: zinc ion binding. The coding region runs from base 34 to 1785 and encodes 583 amino acids.
AAAACUGCCCGCCCGUUCUAGUGUGCGCUUUACAUGAAUAAGAAACGGCAUGGUGGACGAACCUAUCUAUUCUGCACCACACAUAACAUAAAUAUAGGUCUCAAUAUGUCAGAUUCAGAAUGUUCUGACAUAGAUGUUUGUUCAAUUGAUGAAGCAACAGCUAUAAAUUUACACACUGGCUUGACAUUGGUGGCUGCUGAAACUUACAUUCCAAGUGAAAGUACUUCUCCACAAGAUGAAUUCAUUCCCCUCAGUGAAAACGAUCUGUUGACAAAAAGUAAACUUAAAAAACCUCGUAAAGCCAAACCAGUCAAAAAUAUUUCAAAACCUAUCAAGAAGUCUGAACCAGUCAGUACAACAGAGCAUGCAAAAGCGAAUGAAAUUAUUAUUAAUGAUAUUGUAAAGACGCAUGUUGGAGAAGAAGCAACCGAGAAAAAUGUUUUUGUGACAAACAAAGUAAAACAAACAUCAGAAAUAGAUAAUAAUGGUAAUGAUGUAAACAUGGGUGAUAAUGACAGUGAAGAUGAACUACUUGACACUGGUGUAAAUAACACACUAAAUCAGUUUUACUUCGAAUCUGAUCAUUUAGCUAUUAAAAAUAACAAAGAUUAUCAUAAAUUGCUACAAACACUGGCUGUUCUUGAAGCACAGAAGGUACAGGCCGUUAAGGAUUUAGAAAAACUCAACAGUUUAAAAACGGAAGCGUUAGCAGACCCUUUGACAUUUGUGAAAAACUUGCAAGAAAAGAAAAUAGGAGACCUUCCGACAAAACAACCAGUUGCUAAACUUCCCGAUAUUAACUGGGUACAUUACAUGGCAGCUUACAGUGGAGACAAGUUUGUUCCGCAAAUUACGACAAGAAAAUCUAUGAAAAUACAAGAAAAAGACGACCCACUUGCCAUAGCAUAUGAUUCAGUUCCAUUAGAUGAGAAUUUUGUGGACGAUAUGUCUUCUGAGAAUCUGCAGUUCAGCAAAAGCUUAAAUAACAUAGACAGUAAAUCACUGACAUUCAAACAGAAAUGGACUGUGGAGGAGCAGGAGAAACUCGAGAAGUUGCUAGUCUUGUAUCCACCUGAGGAAGUUGAGCAAAGAAGAUGGGAGAAAAUUGCAAGAGCUCUCGGCAACAGAACACCUCAGCAAGUAUCGAGUCGAAUACAAAAAUAUUUUUUAAAACUUGCGAAAGCAAAACUUCCUAUUCCUGGUCGGCUUCCAUCAUCAACUUCAUUGACACAAAACAAAAAGAUUAGGACGAAUCUCGUAAAUUACAAAAAUUCCACUUUUUUCCCAUCUUGGCGCCCAAAUGUCUUCAUGAAUGAAGAAGGUAACGACGACAACGAAAACGGCGCCUCAUACAUUUCCAUGUUCAAUGGCGAAGUUCAAGUGUCAGAUGAUGAGAUGAUAGCAGAUGAGUUAAAAGAUUCACCAGAAUACACAGAACUCAUGGAAUUGAAGAAGAUGAAGAAACAGUUGAUGAAAAAACGAAGCACAUCGUCAGGUCCUGUUUGUCACACAGGUUUUAUGUGCGACGGAUGCAACAUGGAACCCAUUGUAGGGGUUAGAUGGCAUUGUAAGGAUUGUCCACAACAACAAUCUGUUGAUUUUUGUAAUAACUGUGCGCAAAGAGCAAUGACAAGUGAAACACAUUUAAAAGAGCACCAACUAACUCCAAUAAACGAAAGUAGUGAAGCACUAUUAGACAACGAUUAUUUAUCUUUUACUCAAACCAAUAAAUUUAAAUACAAUUACUUGGAUCCUAACUUUCUUCCAACCAAUAAAAAUAGCUGACAUAAAUCCUUCCACCUAUCAUGACUCGGAAGAAGUGUAUGUCGUGUUACCGUCAACGAAACUACUUGAAAGACCGGAAGACUGGGAAGACAGUAGGGUUUGUUAACUCAUGGCGUUUCCUCUUUUGCUGCUUAUAUUGGACACUGAAGUGACUUUUCUAUGCAUCUUCUAACAAUCGGAUGACAAAAACUACCCUCUAUGAAGUUAGGUUGUUUGGUCUUAUAAGUGUAAUAUAUAAGUUGUGUUGUAAGAAAUUAUUUAUAUAUUUUAUUA